Messenger RNA from Physcomitrium patens, 1977 nucleotides. Its product is annotated as CMP-sialic acid transporter 1. Gene Ontology annotation, cellular component: Golgi membrane. Lineage: Eukaryota; Viridiplantae; Streptophyta; Bryopsida; Funariales; Funariaceae. The record is from RefSeq and is a predicted model, not a curated record. Gene Ontology annotation, molecular function: pyrimidine nucleotide-sugar transmembrane transporter activity. Gene Ontology annotation, biological process: pyrimidine nucleotide-sugar transmembrane transport.
GGUGAGUGAAUGAAUGAGUGUGUUUUGCGUCUUCACAACUCACCUGGCUGGGUUCGAUUCCAGCAUCUCUCUCUCUCUCGCUGUCUCUCUCCGCGCUCCCCCAUUCCUCAGCUCCCCCUGUUUCGCACCCUCCUCCCUCCCCCACUCUCUUGUUUUUCCUGUUUCGCACUGGGGUGUGGCAUCAUGGCGCAUGCAGCUUUUGGCCUCCUCCACUGUGCCGGUUUUCCCUUUCGGCACCGCUUGUUAUCCAUAGUUUUGUUUCAGCUGGGGAGUAUCGAUGCCGCACGCGGAAUUCAAUGCGACUCUGGGGAUUGUCGCAAGUGCUGAGCAGCCUUCAACAACAACAGAGGCCUUCCUCACUUACUUUUAGCGCAGCUAGGUUUCCAAGAAAAUUGUGACAAUUCGCAGCUGUUGGCGGUUGAAAAUACAAAAAAGCGUUGGAGGGUACCAGGAAAACACUCUAGAAGGCUCACCAGAGUUGGUACAAGGUGAGCAAAGUGGAGUAAUGAGAGGACCAGAGAAGUCAUCAUGGGAAGAUCGAGAGGCGUUGAUGGAUGUCGCAGUGCCGGUGUAUGAGAAGGGGAGGGACGAUGAGAAGCCUCCAAUUCAUCCUGUCCGACUGCAAUCUUUCUUUGUGGCUGCUGUUCUCACGGUCUUUACGAGUUCCCUGGGUAUCCUAACAACGCUGUCACAAACUGGUGGAGGCUACAAAUACGACUACGCAACCAUUCCUUUCUUGGCUGAAGUUCUAAAGUUCAUCAUUUGUGGCUAUCUUUUAUGGAAGGAAAGCAAAACAUCGAAGGCUGCAAAAGUUACAACAAGCUGGAGCAGCAUAUUUCUUUACCCAAUCCCAUCCAUUAUCUACCUUGUGCACAAUAAUGUGCACUUUCUAACUCUCACGUAUGUUGACACCUCAACUCAUCAAAUCAUGGGCAACUUGAAGAUUGUCACAACUGGGAUCUUGUUCAGGACAUUUUUGAAGAGGAAGUUGUCAAGACUGCAAUGGAUGGCGAUAGUGUUGCUGACCAUCGGUACAACAGUCAGCCAGGUGAAAGACUGUGGAGAAAUCAACUGCGGAAGCUUACUGGCUGCGCCCAUUGAAGGCUACCUCCUCGGCAUACUCUCGGCGUGCCUUUCAGCGCUCGCAGGCAUCUACACCGAAUUCCUGAUGAAGAAAAACCAGGACUCACUCUACUGGCAGAACAUGCAACUAUAUGCGUUCGGCAUAUUGUUUAACAUCGCACGCCUGACUGUGGACGACGUGAGAGGAGGCUUCUCUAAAGGUACCUGGUGGUACCGCCUAUUCGAUGGCUACAACUUCAUGACAUGGCUCGUGGUAGUCAACCUUGGCUGCACUGGUCUUUUGGUGUCAUGGAUAAUGAAGUAUGCUGACAGCAUUGUCAAGGUUUACGCUACAUCCAUGGCGAUGUUACUUACCAUGGUAGUAUCCAUUCAGCUCUUCAACUUCAAACCAACUCUACAGCUGUUCCUAGGAAUAUUGAUUUGCUGCAUGUCUCUCCAACUCUACUACACACCCGUGGAAUCGCUCAUGGGAACGCUAACCUCACCAACACUAACUCCGAAACAUUCCGAAAAAGAAGCCUAUUCAGAAACUCUGAACUCCGAGGUGCUCACCAAGAGGAAAACUUCGUCAUCUUGACGUCCAUUGGACGACAAAUCGGUACAAUGACGUAGUAGACCUACCAGGAGUCUCGAGUUUUGUAGUAUUCUUACCAGAGAUUGACCUGCAUUCUGUGGAAACAGUUUUUCAAUUAAACUCUCAAGGACACAGUCCACCUCUCGAGGUUAGAUUUAAGGGUUCAGAUAAGGGAAAAGUAUGGGGAAAAGAUGGAGUGAAGGCAAUUUAGUUUUGUGGAAGUCCAGCACGUACAGUACGUUACCUUGUGCAUGCCUCAAAAGCAAUCUCCUUCCGAGUAAUGUCAUGUGCAUUGUGUAUAUUAUUGCCGCUGCGAAGAA